CUGCUGAGGGGCGGGAGAGCUGAUUGGCUGGCACCAACGGACGGUGACGGCCAUGUUUUUUUUCUCAGCGAUCUAGUCGCAAGUAGCUCGUACUGGAGAGCUGGUGAACAUCUCUGGGAUUGUUGAAAAUGUUCUCGAGAUUGGCUCUGCGUAACGUGGCCACACGUAUCCCAGCUCUGGUACGUGUUCAGAGCUCAUCAGCAGCAGCACCUGAUUAUUCGAACAGACCAUCGCGUCCAAUUAAUCCCGGCCCUGUGCGUCAUGGAUUCAUUCCAGAGGAGUGGUUCCAAGCUUUUUAUCCUAAGACCGGUUACACUGGUCCCUAUGUCUUCUUCACCGGUUUGGCCACGUGGCUAGUCUCGAAGGAGUUCUACGUUUUGGAGCACGAGUUCUACGGGGGAGUCCCAGCUCUGUUAAUGUGUAUAAUUUUUGUAAAGGGCUUGGGUCCACCACUAACAGAAUUCUUGGAUAAACGAAUGGACGCACAGGAGGAGAAAAUAGCCUCAAGCAGAACAAAUGAAAUUGCGGCUUAUAAGGAUGCUAUAGACCACAUGAACAAGGAGAAAUGGAGAACCGAGGCUCAGGGCAUAAUUAUGGAGGCCAAAAAGGAGAACAUCAAGAUGCAAUUGGAAGCUGUAUACAGGGAACGUAUCAACAGAGUCUAUGCCGAGGUGAAAAAGCGUUUGGAUUAUCAACUCCAGAUUGCCACUGUGGAGCGCAGAGUCGCUCAGAAACACAUGUCCGAAUGGAUAAUAAACAAUGUAUUGAAGGCAAUAACACCAGACCAGGAAAAGGCCGCCCUCCAGCAGUGCAUUGCGGAACUCCAGGGACUUGCGCCAAAGGCAUAAAUUGUUACACCUGUAGGGAUAAUAGAAUUGAUCGACAAAUAAAAUUUUAUUUCCAAUUAAAUUCGAUCGAGUCUAGUGAUAAUGUUUGAACUUUCACAAUUAUCAUUAUAUAAAGUUGUAAUAUUGCCAUUCAGUUGAAAAUCGUCGCUAUCAAGUUACGAGUAAAUCAAUAAAGAUGUUAGUGACCUGGUGGUGAAAUUUAA
Molecule: messenger RNA, 1051 nt
Organism: Diachasmimorpha longicaudata
Lineage: Eukaryota; Metazoa; Arthropoda; Insecta; Hymenoptera; Braconidae
Gene: ATPsynB
Product: ATP synthase subunit b, mitochondrial
Exons: 4
Coding region: 129-848 (239 amino acids)
Biological process (GO): proton motive force-driven ATP synthesis
Molecular function (GO): proton-transporting ATP synthase activity, rotational mechanism
Source: RefSeq, a predicted model, not a curated record